Molecule: messenger RNA, 2526 nt
Organism: Drosophila busckii
Lineage: Eukaryota; Metazoa; Arthropoda; Insecta; Diptera; Drosophilidae
Gene: Git
Product: ARF GTPase-activating protein GIT2
Exons: 9
Coding region: 115-2310 (731 amino acids)
Biological process (GO): brain development; regulation of ARF protein signal transduction
Molecular function (GO): protein binding; GTPase activator activity
Source: RefSeq, a predicted model, not a curated record
CAACUUGGCAACACUGCAAUUUAUAAAUAAACAUUUGUGCAGCUGAAAAAAGUACGUGCAGCGUUUGUUGAAAGUGCAGCGACAGCGUUUAAUUAAAAAAGAAAAUGCAUAUGAAUGUGUUUCGCCAGCAGCAUAAUCGAAGCGCAUAAGAAGUUAUUUAUAGCGCCAGAAGGAGACAGUGCCACGCCCUCGCCAAGUGUUAGCAGCCAGAGACGCAGCAAAAUGUCGCGCAGCAAGUCCAGACUACAAACCGAAGUGUGCGGCGAUUGUGGAGGCUCGGAUCCCUCGUGGGCAUCUAUAAAUCGCGGCAUAUUGCUCUGUGCCGACUGUUGCUCGGUGCACCGCAGCUUGGGGCGUCAUAUUUCCAUUGUGAAAUCACUGCGCCAAGGCAACUGGGAGCCAUCUGUUUUGAACUUUGUCAACUCGCUGAAUGCGCAUGGCGCCAAUAGCGUCUGGGAGCAUCAUCUACUUGAUGGCAGCACAAACACUUCGGGUGGCAAGCAUGUGCCACGUUGGCGCAAGCCCACGCCCAAAGAUGCGCUGCACCCUACUAAAUCGGACUUUAUCAAAGCCAAACAUGUGGCCUUGAACUUUGUGCUUAAGCCAAGCUUGCAGGAUGAUGACGAUGCCAGCGGUGGUAGUGGAAAUCUGGAGCAGGAGCUUAGCAAGCAGCUGCAUGCAAGUGUGCGCACCAGCAAUCUGGAGACUUCGCUGCGCUUUCUAGUGCAAGGCGCCGAUCCAAACUAUUAUCAUGAGGAAAAAUGCUCCACGCCGUUGCAUAUGGCUGCCAAAUUUGGCCAGGCAUCGCAAAUUGAAAUGCUGCUGAUCUAUGGCGCUGAUGUAAAUGCCCUGGAUGGCAAUGGCAUGACACCGCUGGAGCUGGCCAAGGCUAACAAUCAUAGCACCAUUGCUGAGCGACUGCUCGAUGCCAUGUAUGAUGUGACUGAUAGAAUUAUUUUGUUUCUGGGUGGCAAGAAGCCAGAUCAUGCGAGCGGUCGCCAUUUGAUUAUACCGGAGACCAAUGGCGCAGACAUAAGCGAGCAGCUGAAAAUAGCACGCGGCAAGUUGCAGCUAGUGCCGAAUAAAAUGUUUGAAGAGCUGGUAAUGGAUCUAUAUGAUGAAGUCGAUCGCCGUGAAUGCGAAGCUAUUUGGUCCACCAGCACGCUUAAUGCGGAGCACGCCACAGUGCCAUUUUUGCCAGCAAACCCAUUUCUAAGCGCAACGCGCAAUCAGGGUCGUCAAAAGCUGGCGCGUUUCAAUCGCGAUGAGUUUGCUGGCCUGCUAACUGAUGUGCUCAUCGAUGCUAAUCGUCGCCAGAAUAUGGCAAACUUGCGCCCCAUGGAUGCACCUAUGGCAAAUCAAUCCAAUCAAUUAUUGCCCUAUGGCAAUAAUUCGCUAUUGUUUAACAGCUCGUUUGAGCAGAGUGUGCACGAUCCGAAUUUGUCCGAUGACGAGCCCAUCUAUGAUCCGGUGGCUAGUGAUGAUGAUUAUGCGCCCGUGCCGCCUAUGGCACAACAGGCUAUUGUUCAUACACCGCCUAGCUCACACUACGAAAUGGAAACACUGCGCAAGCAGCUCAACGAAUAUAAGAGCGAAAUCAAUCAGCUAAAGAAUGUGGUGCAGCUGCUCUCCAGCGAGAACUCUCAGCUGAAGUCGAAAUUCAACAGCGCCUCCAAUACAAGCGUCUACGAUGAGCCACUUCGCAUUGAUUUGAAUCUAAACAGCCCCGACUCGGAACAUGAGCCUGCAUCGCUGCCAGAGGCGAACACUGCAGCAGCAGCAGCUGCCGACAGCGCCUCCUCCAAUGGCUCCUCAACGCAGUCAACCAUCAAGCGCCCCGCCAGCAUGUAUGAGCGUCGUCUGGCCAACAAUGCUGCCAAGGCCACUAGCGAUAUGCGUAAUACGACGAGCAUGUAUCAAGUAGCCGGCAAUGGCAGUCCCUUUGGCGAGGAGGUAAAGCUGCGUUCGGAUAUGGUAACACGCUGCCUGAAGGAUCUAAUCAAGGCCAUGCAUCCGGCUACAGAAGCCGAAAAGGAAUCCAUUGCGCCACAUGGCGAACGCAUACGCAGCGCUGUAACAGAUCUCAUAGCGCUCUAUGUGAAUUUGCCAGCAAAUGCUAGCGACACCAUACGCGAGACACUCAAGCAGCUCACACGCCACAACAUACUCAUACAGCAUGAGUGUUCCAAUCUGCAGAAAUCCAUUGAAGCGGAUGAUAAGCAAGCCAUACAGAACAAUACGCUGGAGGUGCGCGAUUGUGCAUUUCACAUUGCCAGCGCCAUUAGAACGCUCGUCAUGCAGUUCUAUUGAAUGACAAUAGCAUUACAACUUUUAUUAACUUUAAGCUGCGCAGCAUUUGAGCUUAGCACACACACACACACAUUUAAUAGUAUUAAACAUAAAAUCUAAAAUUUACUGUUUGUUUCAUACUAACAAAGUGCUUCCUCUCAUUGAGAAAUUUUAUUCAAAAAGUGAAUUCUGUUUGCCAAAUGAAGCAACAAUAAAUUGUGUAUCAUUUUUUUAUUU